UAUAAUUCAUGUUUUCACAAUCCUCCAAUUUAAAAAAUUGAUAAUCUAAUCUUGAUUGAAUCCUCCAAUGGCGAGAAAGCGCAAGCCUCUCUGGGGUCUCUCCACCAAGAAGCUCGGAAGACUCCCUCACGUGUUCAGCAGGGUUCUCCAACUCCCCUUCCCCGCCGACACUGACGUUUCCGUCCAGGAAGCUCCCCACUGCUUCCGAUUCGUGGCGGAGUCCCCCGCCGCCGGCCAAGUGGAGGCCCACAUCGUCGAAAUCCACCCCGGGGUCACCAAGGUUGUCGUCAGAGAAACUGGCUCCACCGCCUUGAACGACCUCCACCUUGAUGUUUGGAGGAUCCGCCUCCCGGAAUCCACGCGCCCGGAGCUCGCCACCGCCGUCUUGGCCGCUGGGGAACUGGUCGUCACGGUGCCCAAGACCCAGGAUGUCUGGGCUGCUGUACCCUCUUUUUGCAGCAUAGCAACUAACUUACACUGUUGAGGGUGUUGUUUCCUGCGUCUUUAUCAAUGCUAGUAUUGGCUAACGUGCGCCUUCUGUUCUUCUAUCCUAUUCCUUUGUGACUUUCUCAGUUCUUCCAUUCUUGUUCUUAUUCUCCUUAGAACCUAACCUCCCACAAAAACUUCUCUACGGGGUUCUUUCGAUAGGAAAUAAAGCCAGAAAAAAAUAUGGAAUUUUUAAUUGAAGAUAAAAAAUAUUUUUUAUUUUGUUUGGCUA
This is a messenger RNA of Glycine soja, 718 nucleotides long. RefSeq lists its product as uncharacterized. The record is from RefSeq and is a predicted model, not a curated record. Bases 68 to 484 code for a protein of 138 amino acids. The transcript has a single exon. NCBI's taxonomy places the organism in Eukaryota, Viridiplantae, Streptophyta, Magnoliopsida, Fabales, Fabaceae.